CGUUAUUCAAGCACCUAUUACAAAUUACUCAAGCAGUUAUUGCACAAAUUAUUAGGCUGUUUAUCACAAUAUUUAAAUCAAUCACUGAUCACAACCUAUCACAAUAAUUUUUUAGUAAUUAGUACUUUAUGUUCUAUUAAAACAUGCGAUCUACAGGAAUAAAUUCUUUGUACUCAUAAUUAUAAAAUUAAUUAUUAUGUAUAAAUUUUGUAAUCAUACUCACAUACACACACAUGCACACACAUACACAUAGUUUCCGAUACAAAGAGAUUUUGCAAGCAAAAUUAAUUGCAUUACAUACAUCAUAUAAAAGAGGAAUAAUAUUAUUCCUCUAUAUUCCUCUAUAUAUAUUAAUGUGCAUUAUGUCAUCUAUGUUAACAGAUGAUUAUGAAAGCGAUGAUUUAAGAAAUAUCUGGCAAAAAGUAAAACCACGGAAUUAUGGCCCAAUCUCGUACUUGUGGCCGCGAUGGCUUUCAGAAUUGAUAACACUACGAGACGUUCAUGAUAUCAUUCACGCCGCAAGAAAGAUUCCUGUUGGCGUAAUUCUGUUUGCGUGGCUAUUGCAUAUUAUUUUUUGGUAUCUGUUAGCAGUGUACUUGGAUAAUAUUAAUCCAGGAAAAUUUGGCAGUGCGAAGCCCUGGUACUAUUUAUGCAAGAAACCUAUUUAUGACAAUGACGAAUUAACGAUUCGAGGAUCGACUAAUUGGUCGGCAGUAGAGCACACACCAUCAUACAUAAAGGAAUGUAUAAACCGACUCAUGGUCACGUUUACUUGGAGAACGGAUCACUAUGUCCGAUUGGUUAUUGCCCGCAAGAAAAUAUAUUAGUGAAUUAUUUGACGACAAUACAGCAUCUCUAUAUAUUUGGCAUGAUGAAAGGAAUGACUUAUAUGGAUGCAUAUAGGGAAUCAUUAAAGUUGUUAAAGCAGCUCAACUUAGAGUACGUGAAGGAUACGAAAGCGAAAUCUUGCUCCUUUGGUACGCAAAGAAGAAUUUGUCUAGCAAUGGCACUUAUCGGCAAUACUAAUAUCCUCAUUCUCGACGAACCUACAUACGGUAUUGACCCUGAGCACAAAAAGCUAAUGUGGGAUUUACUUUUGGAUAUAAAAAGACACAAGACGAUACUAAUAGCAACUCAUUCUAUGGAAGUUGCGGAUUUUCUUGCCGAUAGAAUCGCUAUAAUUGCAAACGGAAAGAUCGAAUGUUACGGCUCAAAAAUGUAUUUAAAUCGUCGAUAUGGUAAGAUAUAACUCUCUUAUUGACAAUUUAAAUUGUAUAAAAUAAAAUCAAUCUUUUAAGAUAAAAAAAAGAAUUUAAAGAUGUUAACCAAUUUUUCGAUUUUAUUUAAUCAAAUUUUUCUAAAAUUAA
Molecule: messenger RNA, 1367 nt
Organism: Solenopsis invicta (red fire ant)
Lineage: Eukaryota; Metazoa; Arthropoda; Insecta; Hymenoptera; Formicidae
Product: ABC transporter A family member 11
Exons: 6
Coding region: 743-1249 (168 amino acids)
Biological process (GO): lipid transport; transmembrane transport
Cellular component (GO): membrane; intracellular membrane-bounded organelle
Molecular function (GO): ATP hydrolysis activity; lipid carrier activity; ABC-type transporter activity
Source: RefSeq, a predicted model, not a curated record